AUGUUGACAACUACUGGGAUAACUUACAUUGCUGACCAACAACGAAAAUUUACAAUUCCACAAGAGAAUGUCACUUUUCAAACGCUUACUGGUCUCUUGUCGAUCGAAGAAGAAAAGUAUCGACGAUGUCCCAAUCUCGACAUGGUUAUUGGUCAGCUGGACUUUGAUUUUUACUAUGAACUUCUUCCUACUAUCGCGCGAUGGGCUUCAGAUCACACACAUCUAUCGAAUCCAAUCAUGCCUCUUCAUGCAGGUACAACGGCUCGUGUCACUUAUGCAGCUGCUCAAGUACGUUAUAUUCUUGCCAACGCCUUUUUUCUUAACACAACAAAAGGAUAUGGCAGUAUCGAUUUGACCAUUUUGUACAAUUCGCUCUUUGACAACAUGGCCAUGGAACGAAUACGAUGUUUAAUCGAAUAUUUUCGUCGCUCAUCACAGGAAAACGGCAAUGAUGAUUAUCGAGAAAUAUCAAUCGAACGGUACUCGUAUGCUGGUGAACAGCCAGAUUGGGAAAAGCAAAUGAUUGCAAUCAAGGCAUCCAAAGUAAACGUUUUUACCAAAAGAAUGGAAGAUGCUAAAGAAGCACAAGGCUUUGUUGACUUUGCCAACAGACAAAUUCACAUCCAUUUGAUCUUCCCAUCGGCCACUCAAGAAGAAAUUCUAUGUGAAUAA
This is a messenger RNA of Rotaria sp. Silwood2, 672 nucleotides long. Lineage: Eukaryota; Metazoa; Rotifera; Eurotatoria; Philodinida; Philodinidae. The record is from the annotation of a GenBank genome assembly.